GUUGUCUGUCUGUGGCCAUUGGGAUUGACAGAUCCUCCAUCUGGACCAACCACCAGUUUUGUGCUUCUACGGAUACUUCUGGAGGUGAUUAAUGCGUUGUGUGCUUCUUUUGUAGCUUUCUCUCUGACGUGUUUCACAUGCAAAGAUGCAACUUCCAACAUGCACUGUCUCAGUACAACCAAAUGCUCUGACCAUGAGAAGUAUUGUCUCACAACCUAUUCCACCACAGGAGUCGGCAACGACCGGAGCCAGCGUAUUUCCAAGAAAUGUUCUGCAUUUUGCCCAACAAUUGACCUGAAUAUCGGCAUAGCUGGUGUUGCUACCAGCUGCUGCGAGACUUCCUUGUGCAACAUCAGUGGUGCCAGCAGUGUGAAAACAAGCUACACUAUGAUAGCUCUGGGUGUUUUGGCCAGUCUUGCCUGCAUCCUCCAUCUGAGUUUUUAA
Antrostomus carolinensis (chuck-will's-widow) is the source of this 444-nucleotide messenger RNA. RefSeq names its product lymphocyte antigen 6E. NCBI's taxonomy places the organism in Eukaryota, Metazoa, Chordata, Aves, Caprimulgiformes, Caprimulgidae. The record is from RefSeq and is a predicted model, not a curated record. Gene Ontology annotation, molecular function: acetylcholine receptor inhibitor activity. Gene Ontology annotation, cellular component: plasma membrane.